GCGACAACUCGGACUACGAGGAGGACGACCUCCAGUGCGACCUCGCGUCCUGCAACGUCAGCGUGCUCCACCACUACCGCUACCACCUGUGCCGGAAACAACCAGUGGAACGCCCUGUCCAGCAAAAACUUCAAACCUCUCGAGCUCGGCUACCACGACCCUCGCUUCUGGGAGGCCCUGGGCUACCUGCUCCUGUCCUUCGCCUUCUACGCGGGCGCGCAGCUGCCCGUGCUCCGCUACCGUACCUGGGCCACGGUGCUCUAGAACAAUUCGUUAGCUGUUACCUCGGCGGACUACAGCUAUACAGGUGGUCUGUAGACUCGGGCCAUGUUAUCAAGAGUAGAGCGCUUUCUCUAGUUAGAGGAACAUGGGAGUAUCUCUACUAG
This is a messenger RNA of Aureococcus anophagefferens, 386 nucleotides long. RefSeq lists its product as hypothetical. The annotation marks the transcript as partial. The record is from RefSeq and is a predicted model, not a curated record. NCBI's taxonomy places the organism in Eukaryota, Pelagophyceae, Pelagomonadales, Pelagomonadaceae. The transcript has 2 exons.